Clupea harengus (Atlantic herring) is the source of this 909-nucleotide messenger RNA. It is a transcript of the gene caspa, whose product is annotated as caspase a. Gene Ontology annotation, cellular component: NLRP3 inflammasome complex; IPAF inflammasome complex; AIM2 inflammasome complex. Lineage: Eukaryota; Metazoa; Chordata; Actinopteri; Clupeiformes; Clupeidae. The transcript has 6 exons. The record is from RefSeq and is a predicted model, not a curated record. Bases 1 to 786 code for a protein of 261 amino acids. Gene Ontology annotation, molecular function: cysteine-type endopeptidase activity. Gene Ontology annotation, biological process: regulation of apoptotic process; proteolysis; regulation of inflammatory response.
AUGCCACAGGUGGCAACACCAAUGCCACAGGUCUCAGUUGAGAACCCAGAUGAGUCGUUUAUCUACAAGCCUGGAAGGAAGCGUCUGGCACUACUCAUUAACAAUGUUAAGUUUGACCGUGAGAGCUUGUUGAGACGAGGGGCCGAGAAAGAUGAGGAGAGAAUGGAGUUUCUGCUGAAGGAGCUGGGAUAUGAAGUAGUAAAACACAGGGACCUCUCUGGUGAGGAGAUGGACAGGGCCGUCAGAGAUUUUUCAAAACGUGAGGAGCAUGCUGCAUCUGACAGUACCUUUGUCGUAAUAAUGUCACACGGGAAGAGGGACGCCAUCUUGGGUGUGCACCGGGAUAGCUGCCAUCCCAACCCUGACGUUUUCCACAUCGAUAAGAUGUACAACCACCUGAACACCAAAGGUUGUCCUGGAUUACGUAACAAACCAAAGGUCAUUCUUAUUCAGGCCUGCAGAGGAGAUGAGAAUGGACAUGUUUGGAUGUCGGAUGGCAUGCAGGAUGACAGUGCUGCUAUUGAGAGUGAUGACAUGGAACAUAAGGAGAAAGACUUUAUCUCUCUUCUUUCCUGCACACCUGAUACAAAAUCCUACAGGGAUGUGGAGAAGGGCACUUUUUUUGUCCAGUACCUUGUGGAAGAGUUCAACACCCAUGCUCACAAGGACCACGUAGAGGAAUUGUUCACAAAGGUUAUGAGACGCUUUGAGAAGUUUCCAAGACAGAUGGUAUGCAAAGACAGGACCACCCUCUCAAGGCACUUCUACCUGUUCCCAGGGCUAUAAACUAAUAUAGUGUACUCUGGCAUUUUGCUACUUUUUGAAGGAAAAUGAUAUACCUUUUUUAGAAUUUGUAACGGAUUAUCAGAUUUGCAAUAGGCCAUUUGCUCUUUAAUUUCAUACUUAAUG